Messenger RNA from Oppia nitens, 1538 nucleotides. RefSeq names its product protein spaetzle 5-like. The transcript is spliced from 3 exons. Lineage: Eukaryota; Metazoa; Arthropoda; Arachnida; Sarcoptiformes; Oppiidae. Bases 450 to 1538 code for a protein of 362 amino acids. Gene Ontology annotation, biological process: central nervous system formation; regulation of Toll signaling pathway; innate immune response. The record is from RefSeq and is a predicted model, not a curated record. Gene Ontology annotation, molecular function: growth factor activity; Toll binding. Gene Ontology annotation, cellular component: extracellular region.
UGGACAGGUAGUGGUCAAGUGGUGACCAAUAAAUAUGAUUAACGAUCUCUUGAUGUAUGUAUUAGUGGUUUUUCAAGUGAAAGUUGUAAUUAAAUGAACACAAAACUACACAAAACAAAUGGUAACAAUAAUGAGUGUAAUUAAUAAAAGUCGUGCCGGAGUUUGGGUUAAUUAGGAGGAGCAGAGAAAUAAUGGUUUGCAAUAUGUUGUCAUAUCCUCCCUGAAGGACAGGUAUAUAAGAUGAGGCAUUCGCCACAAUAAUGAUUUUAGUUAACCUAAUCAUUGACCCCAUUCCCCCGUUUAGCUUAACUUUAAUGCUAUUCAUUGACUCUAACAGUGAAUAACAAGCGUUUCAAAUGCAAAACUACUGUGAAUUUAAUACUAAAUUCUUGAAAAAGGAUUUAUUUUGACUCAUAUUUCAGACAAAUUGUUAACACAUUUAGUGAUUUAUGUGGGCUUUUGUCAGUCUUUUCGCACUUAUUUUAAUUCAUGGGAUAAGAGAUGUAAACCCAGUGCCGUCUGCCUCAACAUCUCCUCUAUGGCGCGGAAGUUAUACUCAAAGUAGUUAUUGGUAUUCCGAUUAUGCCAUCGAUAAACCUCAACCAAAGAAACAAUAUCUACCGUCCCCUCAGUUCUGUCCACAGUUUGGAAGAACUAUUUGUACAGAAGUCAAGCCAUCUUAUCCCAGUGAUGACGUCUUUGAAGUGAUAAAAGCGGCGAAAGCCAAAAGAUUUAACAUUUCCAGUGAGUUUGUCGAUGAAAGUCUUAAUGAUGAAGAACCACACUUUUAUGAAGAACAACCAGAGUAUAACAAACCACCAAAACAUGAGGGAUAUGUUGUCUAUCAAACAGCCGUUCAUUACGAUAACAAUUAUCAAAAACCAAAUUAUAAUAACAGACAAAAUAAUAACAAUUAUAAUCAUCACUCUUCUUAUCCUCCAAACGAUAGUCCCUAUAACUAUGGCUUUGGAAACAAUUACAACAGCGAUGACAAUAGAGGACAAUACAGACCAUACGAUACUAAACAAAAACCUUUUGAGCAAACAAUAUAUCCAUACAAUUCUCAUUACACACCAAUGAGAUAUCCCAACGAUAAUCAUAACAAUUAUUAUCCACAACACCAACAGUCACCACAUGGUUAUCAACAGCCAUUCGACAAUGAGAUGAUAUCACAGAGACAUCAAAAUCGAUAUAAACGUCAAACGGAUCCAGUGGUUGAUCCGGUGUGUCAGUCGAGGAUGAUUUUGGUCGAACCCAAGGCUGCACUCAAUGACAAGAGUCAGUGGAAAUUUGUGGUCAAUCUUUCAGAUAGAGAUCCACGACUAAAACAGGCCAUCAAAGUGGAAGUUUGUCAAACUCCGGGUCAGUCGUGUUCUAACCACAUAUCACUGCCCUUUGGUUUCGUCAGUCGAUGCAAACAGAAGUACAUAAAGAAGAAGUUAUUAUCACUGGACUCUUCUGGUCAGAGCAUUUCAUCUGAAAACUUUUUCGCGCCUUCUUGUUGUGUCUGUGAGAUCCAGAGGAAUAAUAAACGAUAA